Hydra vulgaris (swiftwater hydra) is the source of this 585-nucleotide messenger RNA. RefSeq lists its product as uncharacterized. The record is from RefSeq and is a predicted model, not a curated record. NCBI's taxonomy places the organism in Eukaryota, Metazoa, Cnidaria, Hydrozoa, Anthoathecata, Hydridae.
AUGGCAACUUCUGACGUAUUAAAUUUUACAGAAACCCCAAUUAUAAAUAAAGGAAUUGAAAGAUAUGAAUUCCAUGAAUAUGAGCCAGUAGCUCGUAAAAAUCUAAAUAGGGAAGGAGAAAUAAGAGUUAACAUUGAACAGCAAGAUCUGUUUACACUUCCAUCUGAAGCUUUUCUUUUGUUUGAAGGAAGACUUCUUAAAGCUGAUGGAACUGCUUCUGCUAAAAAUUAUAAAAUUCAAAUAACAUACCAAUUAUCAAACCAAGAAGUAGAAUCAGUUUAUCAUCAAGGUCAAGCAAUUACAAUGUUAGAAAUGCUCAAAUACCCAAAUGACUUUAAAUUAGCACAAGGAUUAAACCAAUUGUGGUCUAAAGAUUUUGCAACAACAGCAGAAAUUGCUGAUAACGCAGGAUUUGCAAUAAGACAAGCUUGCAUAGUUCAGAAACCAACUACAAAAGGAACAUUUUCAUUUAGCAUACCUCUAAAGCACAUUUUUGGGUUCUGUGAUGAUUACAACAAAGUUAUUUAUGGAUUUAAACAUACACUAACUCUUGUUAGAAAAAGUGACGAUGAUGCAUUUUUUUGA